GUGAUUUACAGCGUUUAACAAAGUAAAUACCAAAACAAAACUAAUUGUCAUUUAGUCGCAACAGCUCCCCCUGCCGCUUGGCGUCAGGAAUAGCUGGCACUGAACGUUUUACUUGCAACGUACUUGUACUAAAAGUGAUAUUCUGAAGACUAAUAAAUGUCCGUAUUGUUCUUAUAAACACUUUAAAACUAUAGAAAAGAUGAAGCUCAAGAAAUUGCUUCGAUGUUGACCAGAUUAUUGAUCCUGAAGACAUAAAUGGUAAUAUUCCACUGACCUGUUAUCACCACCUUCAUGUCUGCAUGUUGCGUUAAACUGAUGCCAUUUAAAUGAAGAGAAAAAUUAAAGCAUAACUUUAACUGAGACAAACUCAAAGAAAUGAUGAAACUUUUGGAUUUUCAAACAGACAUUUGAUCAGCAGAUUAAAAAAUACCAGAAAAAAAACAAUAAUUCAUAUAAUUUCCAACUAACAGAUCAGAACAUAUUUCUGGUAUUUUUACUGUAUGUUGAAAUUCAAAGCAAAUAUUUCAGGGGAAAAAAGAUUUUAAAAAACCUGCAUUUGUUAUUAAAUCUAUAUUUAGUUGGUUCAUAAGCCUGUUAUAGUUGCACAUUUUCCUGGUAAUAAAUGUGGUGAUAAAGGAUCAAAUUGUUGUUUUGAGACCAUUUUCCAGUGAUAUAAAAAUGCAAGAGCAGAUUCUCAAAGAUCAGUAAACUUUAAAUUAUCAAGAACAUUUAACACAUUUAACAUUUAAAUGAACAAAAUAAAUGAACUAUGAAGUUUAUGGAAACUAAUUUAUCCUUCAAAAAACACAAAGAGAACCAGGCUGAAAACAAAACAACCCCAGAAAUAAAUCCAGUUGACCUCUGGCAGAAGGUCACACACACACGCACACACACACACACACACACACACACACACACACACACACACACACACAGAGGUUCUGGUUCUGAGUGACUGACUCUCGGAACCAGAACCUCCAUCCUGGAUCCUCUGACUGGGGGAACGUUGAAUAUUUCCCCGGAGACACAAAAAGAAAAGCUCCUUCCUUUCUCCUGCCCCGUUUACCGUCUCCGGUUGCCAUGGCCACGGUUACCGAGGGGCCGGCCGGCCGGCAACCGGAGAAAGGAAACCCGAGCAGCAGAACCUGGAAGCCUCCAUCUUUAAUUCAUGGAGCGAAUGUUUAUCAGCGGCUCCGGGUCCGUGUUUCCAGACCCAAUCCGUCCGUCCAGCCGUCUGAAGCCCGUCUGACCCGUCUGGGCUCGGCGCCGGGGGAGGGGCGGCUCUCCGUUCAGACGGACUCUUUGUUCCCAGCGGACCCUCCAGGUGCAGCCAGCUCCAUUCAGGAUCUGGAAAACCGGGAGUUUCUUCAGCAGGACUGACUGUGGACCCUGAAGCCGGCGGUUCUGACCCGGAUCGAGGCCGGAGCCCGGUUUCACUGUUGGAGCAACAACAGCGGGUCGGAUCAGGUUCCGUCACCCGAGCAGCAGACAGUCGGAUCAGGGUUCUGAACGGGGCCGGGAUGUCCGGACGGGUCCGGAGGAGAACCUGAACAUGGCCGCCUGCGGACCGUAGAGCAGCCAGCAGAACCAGUCCGACCAGAGUUCCCAGCAGUCGUUCCAGAAGAGUCCGUUGCCAUGGUGAACACGGGGAUGCAGCUGAUCAGCUUCACCUGCGCGGUGACGGGCUGGAUCAUGGCCAUCGCCGUGACGGCGCUGCCGCAGUGGAAGGUGUCGGCGUUCAUCGGGAGCAACAUCCUGACGUCGGAGAUGAAGUGGGAGGGAAUCUGGAUGAACUGCGUGUACCAGACCACCGGACACAUGCAGUGCAAGACCUACGACUCCAUGCUGGCGCUGCCGCCCGACAUCCAGGCGGCGCGCGCCCUCAUGUGCCUCGCCAUCUUCAUGGGCUGGCUGUCCUGCACCGUGUCCUGCUGCGGCAUGAAGUGCACCACCUGCGCCGGCGACGACCGCCGCGCCAAGGCCGGCAUCGCGCUGGCCGGCGGCGUGCUCUUCAUCCUGACGGGGCUGUGCGUCCUCAUCCCCGUCUCCUGGACCGCCAACACCGUGGUGCAGGACUUCUACAACCCCAACGUUCCCAUCAUGCACAAGCGGGAGCUGGGCCAGGCCAUCUACCUGGGCUGGGCCGCCGCCGUCAUCCUGAUGAUCAGCGGCGCCGUCCUGAGCAGCACCUGCCCGCUGAUGGAGCGCGGCGGCCGCUACCGCCGAGGGUACAUCGGCAGGAGCUUCGCCAACUCGCCGGCGCCGGAGCCACCGAAGCCCAUCACCUCCAACAGCCUGCCGAUGAAGGAGUACGUGUAGCGGGAGGAAGAGGAGGAGGAGGAGGAGGAGGAGGAAGAGCAGGAGGAAGAGGAGGAGGAAGAAAACGAGGAAGAGGAGG
This is a messenger RNA of Poecilia reticulata (guppy), 2398 nucleotides long. NCBI's taxonomy places the organism in Eukaryota, Metazoa, Chordata, Actinopteri, Cyprinodontiformes, Poeciliidae. The record is from RefSeq and is a predicted model, not a curated record.